CACUGAAUGCCCAGGCCGCCCUCUCCCAAGCUCGGGAGCACCAGCUCGCCUCUGCCGCAGAGCCGCCCUUAGGCUCUCGGCUCACAGCCCAGCCCCCAGUACCCCGGCCGGAGCACUGUGAGGGAGCUGCAGCAGGGUUAAAGGCAGCCCAGGGGCCACCCCCUCCUGCUGUGCCUCCAGAUGCGGAUGCAGUGGCUUGCACACAGACGGCCCUCCUGCAGAAGCUGACCUGGGCCUCAGCUGAGCUGGGUUCAAGUGCCUCCCUGGAGACUAGCAUCCAGCUGUGUGGCCUUAUCCGGGCCUGUGCUGAGGCCCUGCACAGCCUGAAGCAGCUGCAACACUAACCCGCCUUCCCCCACCGCCCCCCGAAAAAUCCUGUAGAAAAACAGCUGUCCCUCUGUGUGGUUUGUUCUUUUCUUGAUAGAGUGUGCAUGCCAGCCCUAGCUCCACUUACCUUCUUCCUACUUUGGGCCUUUCCGCUUUCCACGUCUGUUCUUCCUGGUGCCCUGAAAGAUGAGUUGAGCUUAUUUCUGCUCAGUUUCUGCAAUCAGAAUGAAGGGUAGUUAGAGGACUAUGUGAUACUCCUUUGCUGAGGAAGAGGCCAUAGCCUCCUCAGGCAGAAGGAAGAGGGCUGGCAACUAGCCUUGUUUCGCACCGCCCUGCAGCCACUCAUUCCCGACCGUUUCUCCUCACCCCUGAGCGCUCUGAUUCUAUUACCCUUCCCACUUCAUGCCCACCCCAGGCGCUCAGACGCUGAUGGGGUUGUAGGGACUCCAACAUUGCACGUUAAGAGUCAAGCGUGGACUUGCCUAAGUCUCUUUGCCCCCACUUUUAGAUCCUUAGGGGAGGGUAAUUGUGCAGAAGAUUGUGUAUGGGAUGGGACAGUAAAAAGAACGCCAAGGAAGCACGUCUGCCCCUUCUGGCCUCUUUCGCCCUUCUUCCAGCUUCCCUUCUAUGGGUUGCCCUGGUAUCUAUUCAGCUGUGCGCUACGCGGACCGCCAGGGCCGUUUUAAGUGAGGCCCCGCCCACGCGGGGAGGCGGGGCCGAGGCGGAGUCCAGGAGCUGGGGCGAGAACAAAGCGGGGCCUGCGGGAGGUGGCUGACUCGGCCUGUGGGCCCUGCCUGCGGCGGCCCGGGCGGAGGCCUGGGCGGAGUGCCGCAAAGAGGGAGGUAGCGUUUUCCUCCGCGCCGGUCGGGCCAUGAACGGACUGCCCUCGGCCGAGGCGCCAGGCGGCGUGGGCUGCGCCCUGGCCGGGCUCCCACCGCUGCCGCGCGGCCUCAGCGGCCUCCUCAACGCGAGCGGGGGCUCGUCGCCGCCGGCCCGCGCCGGCCGCUCAACCUGGACUCCGCUCUGGCCGCGCUGCGCAAGGAGAUGGUGGGUCUGCGGCAGCUGGACAUGUCCCUGCUGUGCCAGUUGUGGGGCUUGUACGAGUCAAUCCAGGACUACAAGCAUCUGUGCCAAGACCUGAGUUUAUGCCAAGACCUGUCGUCCUCCCUGCACUCGGACAGCUCUUACCCACCCGACGCCGGCCUGUCCGAUGAUGAUGAGCCGCCUGAUGCCAACCUGCCCCCAGACCCACCACCCCUCACUGUACCCCAGACACACAAUGCCCGGGACCAGUGGCUGCAGGACGCCUUCCACAUCAGCCUCUGAAGAUCUGGAGUCGGUGGGGAUGCAAUGCACCCAAGCAAAAGGCUCAAAACUCACCCUUUCCGCAAUCCUCAGACGACAGUGCCUGCUCUUCCACCGGUACCACCUCACCUUACCUCUCAGGAGGGCAAGGCGUGUGCUCCUCAGGCAAAACUGGCAGCCCCCCUCCUGCUUAGCGGGCACUGGGUGGGCUCCUAGGUUGCACCUCUGCCAUGGCCCUGGGCCUCCACUUCUCCCACACACGAGCACCCCCAGCUUGGCCAACCCUCAAUCGGGCAGUGGGGCCCACGGCAUCUUGCAUCUCCUUGGCGUCUCUGGGCCUGGGAUGAGUGCCGGGCUCCCAUCUGUUCUUCACCUUUUGCUGCUCUUGGCAGCUCCUGGCUCAGGGGCAUCCCACCUCCCUCCCUGGGUUCCAGCGUCCUGGAUGAGGACUCCAGGACUCACCCCUGUACCCAGCCACGGCGGUAAAAGGCUAGGGCCCCAUCCUGGAUAUUUAAAUUUAGGGGCCAGCCUUCUGGGCGCGAAAAUAAAUGUUCUCUUGGCAUUGUG
Chinchilla lanigera (long-tailed chinchilla) is the source of this 2199-nucleotide messenger RNA. RefSeq names its product family with sequence similarity 89, member B (gene Fam89b). Gene Ontology annotation, cellular component: cytoplasm; lamellipodium. Gene Ontology annotation, biological process: positive regulation of cell migration; negative regulation of transforming growth factor beta receptor signaling pathway; negative regulation of SMAD protein signal transduction. Gene Ontology annotation, molecular function: transcription corepressor binding. The record is from RefSeq and is a predicted model, not a curated record. NCBI's taxonomy places the organism in Eukaryota, Metazoa, Chordata, Mammalia, Rodentia, Chinchillidae.